Messenger RNA from Rhineura floridana, 3795 nucleotides. It is a transcript of the gene GPC6, whose product is annotated as glypican 6. Lineage: Eukaryota; Metazoa; Chordata; Lepidosauria; Squamata; Rhineuridae. The transcript has 9 exons. The record is from RefSeq and is a predicted model, not a curated record. Bases 6 to 1676 code for a protein of 556 amino acids. Gene Ontology annotation, cellular component: plasma membrane; synapse; extracellular region. Gene Ontology annotation, biological process: regulation of protein localization to membrane; cell migration; regulation of signal transduction.
GCACCAUGGUUCCUGGGAUCGGGGCGCUACUUUGGGCUCUCUCCGGGCUGGUGCUGUCACCUCGCGCUGGAGCGGCUGAUGGGAAAGCGCGGAGCUGCGGCGAGGUGAGGGAGGCGUACAGAGCCAAAGGAUUCAGCCUCCUCAACAUCCCCUAUCAGGAAAUCGCAGGGGAACACUUGAGAAUCUGCCCUCAGGAAUAUACAUGCUGCACAUCAGAAAUGGAAGACAAGCUAAGCCAGCAAAGCAAACUUGAAUUUGAGGACCUGGUGGAGACGACAAGUAAUUUUGUCCGCACAACCUUUGUGUCCAGGCACAAGAAAUUUGAUGAAUUUUUCCGAGAACUCCUGGAGAAUGCAGAAAGAUCCUUAAAUGAUAUGUUUGUACGGACAUACGGCAUGCUGUACAUGCAGAAUUCAGAAGUAUUCCAAGAUCUCUUCAUAGAACUGAAAAGGUAUUAUACAGGAGGCAAUGUGAACUUGGAGGAAAUGUUGAAUGACUUCUGGGCUCGGCUAUUAGAGCGAAUGUUCCAGCUCAUAAACCCCCACUAUCAUUUCUCUGAGGACUAUCUAGAGUGUGUAAGCAAAUACACAGACCAGCUUAAGCCUUUUGGAGAUGUACCCAGGAAACUGAAGGUUCAAGUAACAAGAGCUUUCAUUGCUGCAAGGACCUUUGUUCAGGGGCUGACUGUAGGCAGAGAAGUUGCUAACAGGGUAUCUAAGGUCAGCCCUACCCCAGGAUGCAUCCGUGCACUAAUGAAGAUGUUGUAUUGCCCUUACUGCCGGGGACUUCCCACUGUGAAACCUUGCAACAACUAUUGCCUCAAUGUAAUGAAGGGUUGCCUUGCAAACCAAGCUGAUUUGGAUACGGAAUGGAAUCUCUUCAUAGAUGCUAUGCUUUUGGUAGCAGACAGAUUAGAGGGACCAUUCAACAUCGAAUCAGUUAUGGAUCCUAUUGAUGUCAAGAUUUCUGAAGCCAUCAUGAACAUGCAAGAAAAUAGUAUGCAAGUUACAGCAAAGGUCUUUCAAGGGUGUGGACAGCCUAAACCAGCUCCAGGUCUAAGAUCCUCCCGCUCUGUUCCUGAUAACUUUAAUACCCGCUUUCGACCCUAUAAUCCUGAGGAAAGACCAACAACAGCUGCUGGUACAAGCUUGGACAGACUGGUAAUUGACAUUAAAGAAAAACUGAAGCUUUCCAAGAAGUUCUGGUCAGCGUUACCAUACACUAUCUGCAAAGAAGAAAGCGUAACAGCUGGCCUGUCAAGUGAGGAGGACUGCUGGAAUGGGCACACCAAAGCUAAAUACCUACCAGAGAUCAUGAAUGAUGGGCUUACCAACCAGAUCAACAAUCCUGAGGUUGAUGUGGACAUCACCAGACCUGAUACCUACAUACGGCAACAAAUCAUGGCUCUGAGGGUCAUGACUAACAAACUCAAGAAUGCGUACAAUGGAAACGAUGUGAACUUUCAGGACACAAGCGAUGAGACCAGUGGCUCAGGAAGUGGAAGCGGUUGCACCGAUGAUAUUUGUCCAACAGAGUUUGAAUUCAUCACCACAGAUGCACCGCUCGUCGACUCGGACAGAAGGGAAGUGGACUCUUCAGCCAGCCCCCGCAGCCAAUCAGCACUCACAUGGGUCAUCCUCUGCCUGGUUCUCCUACUACAAAGACAGUGCAGAUAAUCCUGGCUCUGGCUAGCGAUGACUGCCUUUAAGCUAUUGAAAAAUAAAAACAAAAGAACAGCCAACUUCCUCUUUUUCUUAUGUUCUCGGACAAUGGAACAUGCCACAAACACUUUCGCGGUUUUAUAUAAGAAGCAAGCAGCCCUGCAACCCGCUCCCCUUUGUGGAUUUCCAAAGAGUGCCGGGUGCCAGAGUGACCUUUUCCUGUUUCUUUCAUAGAGCUAUGAAGAAGACACUGUCUGCUCCUCAGGCUAUCUUUUCCUCACAUUUUUAUUACAGGAGACUUUUCAGAGCUUCAUUUGCUUUUAUGCUGCAGGAAGAAAAAGGGGGAGGCGGGAAAAGGUUAAAGGUACAAGGUGUGGUUUUUCCAGUACAAAGAAAGAGAAAAGGGAAACAAAGGAAAUCAAUGUUUUUUCCCCAAAAUCGAGCUAAGCCCAAGGCCCAACAAAAUGGCAAAAUGUGGAAGAGGUCUCUAUUCUGGGGGGCACUUCAGGUCACCAAAAUUAUCUAUACCAUUGAGGGAGUAUCUUUUGAGGGUUUGUGUGUGUGCAUAACACAAAAACAGGGGUAUGACUUGUGCUCCAUUGGCCAUACAUAGAAGACUUGCCAAGAGGUUCCGAACAAGAACAGGAAAACAUCUGCUAACUAACAUCAUUCCUCUCAGAAUAUUCACAUUGUUUCAGCCCAGGCCUUGACUGAAUACUAACACUCUUUGUUCUAAUUAGUUUACUCCCCAUCAAUGGUAUGUCAUUGACAAAGGAGUCCACUAUGUUGCCCAUCAUCAUCUGGUUCAUCAUGAAAUCUUAAUAAUGUUUGAAAGGUUUUAACGCAAGGGUUUUGACAUAAAAAAAUAAUCUUUUAUCAUAUAAUCUCUUUUCUUUACCUGCAAGUUUGGCAUCAAGUAGAAUUUUCUGCGCCUGUGUUCAUCAUCUAACCAAAAAGGCAGUUUUCAAAGGAAUGGUAACAGUAAUUGAAUCAAAAUGUUAGUUUUGCAUAGAAACAGCAUCCUUCGUAUCUAUUAGUUUCUGUAUCAGAAGGGAACUCUGUUGCUAAAACGUUGACACAAAUACAUAUAUAUAGUACUGACAUGGAAAAUUUCUUUCACUUUUUUAGUCUUAGUAUGAUCAUCUAUUUUUAUAUAUAUGAAUAUAUAUAUGAAUAUAUAUAUGUAUAAAUCACAGAUUUUAACUUCUUAAUUACAAGCUCAGGGUUGACACAUCUUUGUAAGGAAAAAAAUGUUUUGUCAACCGGCAUUUAUUUUUGUUGUUCUGCUUGGGAAAAGUCAACCUUUCAUUAUCAGCAAGUGCAAGAAUCAAAGAAGGGAACUUUUUCUGCAUUUUCAGUUGUCCGUUUCUUUACGGAGUUGCGAAGGGGUGGCACCCUCCCUCUUUCAUGUCGGUGCAUUUGCGUGAGUGUGUGCAAUACGGACAUGGAAAUAUAUAGAACAAUGAGACUUUGGGAUGACAAUUGUGCUCUUGCAAACUUUCUUAAAAAGUCCAUUUAACUGUCUUCAUGGUUAUAGUAGCCCCAGUAUGUAUCUGGAUAGUGUGAUCUGAUGUGAUAGAAUGUGUUUAAUCACAGGAUUGUGAUCCUGCUCCCAUAAGCAUAAACCUCCUGCUGUCUUGCUAUGUUGCCCUUUGUGACCCUCUCGCCUCUUGUCAUGAAGCAUCCAGUCACUGAUAUUUGACAGGCCGCGAUGUGUGGCCAUGCAGGGCCGGCACCAGGCAUGACUGGGCCCUUGGGCACCAGCUUGCCCUGGGCCUGCAGUGCUGUAGCUCAACCCCCCCAUACAGGCUGCACAGGACUAAUAAACCUACCUGCGCUUCCCUGUGAAUGACAUGUGUGCUGUGCAUGUGUGUCUGCCAACAACCAAGAUGGCAUCAGCCCCAUAAGGAAGCCCCCACUGCCAUCUUGGUUGAUGGCAGGCAUGUGGACACAGACUGCAUGUCAUUCACAGGGAUGGGAGAGGUAGGUGAGGUUGUGGAGGGACCAGUGUGGUGUAGUGGUUAAGGUGCUGGACUACGACCUGAGAGACCAGGAUUCAAAUCCCCACAUAGCCAUGAAACUCACUGGGUGACCUUGGGCCAGUCAUUGCCUCUCAGCCUCACGAAAACCAUAU